This is a messenger RNA of Priceomyces carsonii, 1296 nucleotides long. RefSeq names its product protein kinase (gene RIO2). Gene Ontology annotation, cellular component: cytosol; nucleus; preribosome, small subunit precursor. Gene Ontology annotation, biological process: protein phosphorylation; maturation of SSU-rRNA. Gene Ontology annotation, molecular function: protein serine/threonine kinase activity; ATP binding. The transcript has a single exon. NCBI's taxonomy places the organism in Eukaryota, Fungi, Ascomycota, Pichiomycetes, Serinales, Debaryomycetaceae. Bases 1 to 1296 code for a protein of 431 amino acids. The record is from RefSeq and is a predicted model, not a curated record.
AUGAAACUUGAUACAACUAACCUAAGGUAUUUGACACAAGAUGACUUUAGGGUGCUACAGUCUAUUGAGCAAGGAACCAAGAAUCAUGAGUUAGUUCCUACACAAUUAAUACAUUCAUUAUCCGGAUUGAAGUCACCAGCAAGGACAAAUAGGGCUAUUGGGGACUUGGCCAAACUUAAGCUUAUAUCUAGACUUAGAAACGCUAAAUAUGACGGUUUUAGGCUUGGUUUUUCUGGAUAUGAUUUUUUGGCUUUGAAGUCUAUGCUUAAAAGAGAGACUUUGUAUUCAGUGGGAACUAAAAUUGGAGUAGGUAAAGAAUCCGAUAUUUAUUCGGUAAGCGACACGGCAGGUACUCAGAAAGUCUUAAAGAUACAUAGAUUGGGAAGAACGUCGUUCCGUACGGUGAAAAACAACCGUGAUUAUUUAAGAAGUAAGCAUUCUUCGAAUUGGAUGUACUUAUCGAAAUUAGCUGCUAAUAAGGAAUAUCAAUUCAUGACUGUACUUUAUGAGCACGGCUUUUCCGUUCCAGAGCCCUUUGACUAUUCUAGGCAUUGUGUAUUAAUGGAGUGGAUUAAAGGAGUACCCAUGAAGCAACUACGCGAGAGCAGCUGUUAUAAAAAGUUAUAUUCUGACUUAAUGCGUUUUAUUGUAGAGCUAGCUAAUCACGGUUUAAUACAUUGUGAUUUUAACGAGUUUAAUAUCAUUAUAUGUGAGAAGGAUGGAGACGUUAAGGAUAGUCUGAAGUUCAUUGUCAUUGAUUUCCCUCAGUGUGUCUCAAUCGAACACACUGAUGCUAAGCGAUACUUCGACAGAGAUGUAGAUGGAAUAAGGUCUUACUUCAAGAAAAGAUUCAAGUAUGUCCCUGAGCAUGAUUCCACUAUGUAUGAAACGGAUGGUUAUGGGGAUGGUUAUAGAUAUGCAUACCCCAAUUUCAAAAGAGAUGUUCAUCGAAGUAAUACGUUAGACGUUGAAGUCCAAGCUUCUGGAUACUCAAAAAAGAAGCUCACCAAGAAGGAAGAUAAAGAUCUAGAAGGUGCUGUAAGAGAAAUGAGAAUCAAUGAUGACUCGGAAGACUCAGACAACCAAAGUGAUCACUCUGAGAUUGACAUCGAAAAUUCAUAUGAUGACGAAUCUGAAGACGACUACUCCUAUGACGAAGAUCUUGAAGACGAUUUUGAACGAAACGACGAAGAUGAUGUCAAUAAAAAUGAAAAAAUUAUUGAAGCUAUAUCGUCAGGUUCUGAUAAUUUAAAAAUGGAUAAACUUGGAAAUUAUAUUUUGGAGGAUUCCCAGUAA